Molecule: messenger RNA, 2258 nt
Organism: Brassica rapa (field mustard)
Lineage: Eukaryota; Viridiplantae; Streptophyta; Magnoliopsida; Brassicales; Brassicaceae
Product: endoglucanase 9
Biological process (GO): carbohydrate metabolic process
Molecular function (GO): hydrolase activity, hydrolyzing O-glycosyl compounds
Source: RefSeq, a predicted model, not a curated record
UAAAUAGAUAGCCAACAAAAUUACAAAAACAUAUUUAAAUAGUAAAAAAUAUGUUAAUUUAACGUGUUAAAGUUUAAAAACAAAUUUUAAUUAUGACAUGUAUCUUAACAUUUAUAUAAAUAUAUAUCAUAACCUAAAUAUAAAUGAUUUAACAAUUUAAAUUAGAAAGAAAUAAAAAAUCCCGGGCGUAGCCCGGGCUAAUCCCUAGUCUAAUACUAUAAAGUAGAGCUACACUCUUUUUUGGUGUUGCCACGUCACUAAAUAGUUUCACCAGAGGCUGACAUCUGUCCUCCCUUUCAAAACUUCGCGUUUCAUUAAUAUGACUUAUUGUGGGCUUCUCUGUUUUUAUUUACCGUAGAGGCCCAUAUCUUCUUCUUGAACUGGACGCUGAUUCUAGGGUUUGGCAUCAUCGUCCGUCUCCGACACUGAACUCGUGUCUCUGCAAAAACACAGUCUCUUUCUCAACUCUUUACCUCCCAAAUCUGUUCAUAUCCAUCUAUUUGUUUGGCUUCAUCCAACGUAUUCUUCUUUAAGUUGACAAUAAAUUAUUUUUUUCAUUAAAACGAGUAACAAUAUCUGAGCUCUUCGUCUCCUUUCACAGACAAUCAAAACCGUAACAUCGCCUCAAAUUCUAUAAAUUGGAGAUUGUCGAGAGUAGGAUGAAUCUUCAUAGACCCUCUCAGUUAAUCUUUUAUCUUAAACAUAGAAACCUGCCUCGAAUUUGUCUUUGUCUGAUGCUGUUGUUGUUGUUGUCGAAGCACCCAUCUGCCACUCAAUAUUUGAGGUUCUCCUACUAGAUAGAUCUUCCCAAUUCAUUGUUUCUAGGCUAAGAAGCAUCAUAUAUUCAAUCUCUAUUUCAUUUUACUUCUCAUUGAUUAGAAGGUAUUAUCUGUCAUCUUACGCUAAGAAGCAUCAUAUAUUCAAUCUCUAUUUCAUUUUUUGGAAAGCCUAUUAUUUAACCCUUAUAACUUUUAUGUUGGAUUCGGUGGUAGGAUUCGGUGAUCAAAGGAAUCAGUAUCUUAACAUCUGCUUCAGCUUAGGAGGUGCAGUUGGAAAGUAUUUCCCCUGUAUCGAUUUCAAGUCAGGGAUCAAAAAGAAAGAACUUGUCUCGAAUUGGAGAUCUCAACAAAAUCAUCUUCAACUCUAACAAGCAGGUUACAUUUAGGCUUCCUACAUAGUUUAAAAUUUGUUUUUCUUCGAAAUAGAAUUAUUAAAUCUAUUGUCUCGGUGAAGACACAUGAAGCUGAUUUUAUUUGAAAGGCUCGGCUGAAACCGCAGCCGCUAUGGCUGCAGCUUCUAUGGUUUUCAGGGAAGUUGAUUCUGAGUACCCGCUUUUGCUGCUGGCAACAGCUAAGAGUGUGAUGCAGUUUACCAUUCAGUACAGAGGAAAUUGCAGUGAUUCUCCUUCUUCAUCUCUCUGUCCUUUAUACUGCUCCUACUCUGGUUACAAGGACGAGCUUAUGUGGGGUGCGGCAUGGCUGCUGAAAGCAACCAAUGAUCUGCAUUACAAAAACUUCAUAGAAUCUCUAGGAGAUGGAGAUCAGCCUGACAUCUUCAACUGGGACAACAAAUAUGCUGGCGCCUAUGUUCUUCUUUCACAGCGAGCAUUACUUAACAAAGACAUCAACUUUGAACUAUGCAAGAUCCUCCCAGACGCAAGAUCCUCCCAGUCGCUCCCUCUAGGUCUACCCAUUACACUCAAGGAGGCUUGAUGUACAAGUUACCUCAGAGCAACCCCCAAUAUAACCGCCAUAACAUUCUUGCUCACAACCUACGCCAAGUACAUGAAAGCCACACAACACAUAUUCGACUGCGGAAACUCCGCAACCAUCAUCCCCAACGCCUUGAUAAGCGUAUCGAAGAAACAAGUGGAUUACAUACUCGGCGCUAACUCAAUAAAUAUGUCGUAAAUGGUUGGGUUCAGACCGAGUUUCAACACCAGUGAAACUCCAUUAGUUGAAGGGAAAUUUGGCCAAGCAUCCGCUACCACUUCUUCCAGCAACACGUCUGCAGCUGGUGGUGGAAAAGAAGGUGAAAGCAACGCCCCUGUGAGUGAGGUUUUAAGCAGUGCAGCCGGUCAACCCAAUAUACUUUCAUCAUUUUACAGUUUUCUAAAUUGUUAUGCUUUACCUAUUUUGGACCUUGCAAUCUAUUUUCAUGUUUUGUUUUUUUUUCAACCAAUUACGGCAUUACCUCCCAUGACGAGAAUAGUUUCUAAGAUUUAAUAUAAAAUAGUCAGGGUUGACUUAAUCUUUCUA